Molecule: messenger RNA, 1388 nt
Organism: Fulmarus glacialis (Northern fulmar)
Lineage: Eukaryota; Metazoa; Chordata; Aves; Procellariiformes; Procellariidae
Product: bicaudal D-related protein 1-like
Exons: 9
Biological process (GO): Golgi to secretory granule transport; vesicle transport along microtubule
Source: RefSeq, a predicted model, not a curated record
AUGGGGAAGAAAGGGUCUAAGAAAACCCUCUCAGGCCUGGGGGAGGCAAAUCUGCGGUUCUCCUGCCUCCCCGGCUGCGAGCUGGCGUAUCGGCCUGGGGACGGGCUGCGGCACCUUGCUUCGAGAGGUUCCUGUUUUGCCCCAGGAACCACCUGGGCGAGGAGACAUGCACUGUGCUUGGCUCGUCACAGAAACGCCUCAGAAGUUAAAUUUAUAUGGCAGCACCUAGAACAAGAGAAACACGAACUAAGGAGGCGAUUUGAGAACAGAGAAGGAGAAUGGGAAGGAAGGGUGUCUGAACUGGAAAGCGACGUGAAGCAGCUGCAGGACGAGCUGGAGAGGCAGCAGGUUCACCUGCGUGAAGCCGACCGCGAGAAGACACGGGCCGUCCAGGAACUCUCCGAACAGAACCAAAGACUCCUGGACCAGCUCAGCAGGGCGUCAGAGGUGGAGCGGCAGCUCUCCCUGCAGGUCCACAGCCUCCGGGAGGACUUUCGGGAGAAGAACUCCUCCAGCAGCCAACACAUCGUGCGGCUCGAGAGCCUUCAGGCUGAGCAGGUCCUGGAAAUCAAAAUGCUGACGGACAGAAAGCGGGAGCUGGAGCAUCGCCUUAGUGCCAUGAUGGAGGAGAACGACCUGCUCCAGGGAACCGUGGAGGAGCUGCAGGACCGAGUCCUCAUCCUGGAGAGGCAAAGCCAUGACAAGGACCUGCAGCUGCACCAAAGCCAGCUGGAGCUCCAGGAGGUGCGGCUGUCCUACCGGCAGCUGCAGGGGAAGGUAGAAGAGCUCAGUGAGGAGAAAAGUCUCCAAAAUUUCAACACAACCAGCACGUCCCUUCUAUCUGAGAUAGAGCAGAGCAUGGAGGCAGAGGAGCUGGAACAAGAACGAGAACAGCUGAGGCUGCAGCUCUGGGAAGCAUAUUGCCAAGUGCGAUAUCUCUGCUCCCAUCUCAGAGGAAACGACAGUGCAGACUCAGCAGUCUCUACAGACUCCUCCAUGGAUGAGUCUUCAGAGACCUCAUCAGCCAAAGAUGUCCCAGCCGGCAGCCUACGGGCAGCUCUCAGCGAGCUGAAAAGACUGAUACAAAAUGUGCUGGAUGGGGCAGACUCCACGAGCUCUCGACGAAGCGACGACGACACAUUAGAGGAACAGAUCAGGCGAACAAGCGAGGAUUCGCGAGCCCUGAGGGAAUUAAUGGAGGGAGAACGGGGGAAACUGAGGCAGAGUUUGGAGGAGCUGCAGCGACUGCACAGCCAGGUCACGCUGCUGAGUGUGGAAAUGACAACACUGAAGGAGGAACGGGACCGGCUGCGAGGUGCUGCUGAAGACAAGGAGACAAGUGAACGGCUGCUGCAGGCCAUCCGGGACCGAGAUGAGGCUAUUGCCAA